Sardina pilchardus (European sardine) is the source of this 3265-nucleotide messenger RNA. RefSeq names its product cyclin dependent kinase 8 (gene cdk8). Lineage: Eukaryota; Metazoa; Chordata; Actinopteri; Clupeiformes; Clupeidae. The transcript is spliced from 14 exons. The record is from RefSeq and is a predicted model, not a curated record. Bases 712 to 1938 code for a protein of 408 amino acids. Gene Ontology annotation, cellular component: nucleus. Gene Ontology annotation, biological process: protein phosphorylation. Gene Ontology annotation, molecular function: protein serine/threonine kinase activity; ATP binding.
GUGAAAAUGGACUAUGAUUUCAAAUUGAAGCUGACAGGGGAACGAGAACGUGUCGAAGAUCUGUUUGAAUACGAAGGAUGCAAAGUUGGUCGAGGGACGUACGGGCAUGUGUACAAAGCGAAAAGAAAAGAUGGUCCACUGCACUGCAGCCUGGACUAGAGUGGACAGUAAAUGGACAUGAUUGUGGUUCUGGUUUGUUGGGUGAGACCUAAGCUGCCGAUCCAAAGGCACAGGCAUUACCGUCCAGACAGGCUGGAGUCUUAGUCAAAGAGUUUUAAGUGUUUAAAGAUGUUGUUGUCUCACCGUAGGAGCUGGCUGUUUGUGAGUGAGCGUUUAAAAGAUAAUUUGUUCUGCAGGAGUUGGACCAGGCUGGUGGAGGCAUAGCAACAUUUUUUAUGGGGUUGUGUGGAUGAAUGUGUGUGUAAGUGUGUGUUUGGUCUGUCUCUGUAUCUGUCGGUCCCAGUGUAUUUCUAUCUGUCUAUCUGUCUCUCUGUGUGGGUGUCUGAUGGAGCUGGUGUUUGCCAGUCUUUCUCCCAGUCUGGUAUUGUCCCUGCUCUCUGUGUUUACCUCUCAUCCUCAUGCCAGAAAGUGUUUUCCCUUCCCCUGAUGUUUGCCUAUGGAGGUAUGCUGCCAUAGAAAACAAUCUGGAGGCAUUCUGGGAAGGACGAUAAAGACUAUGCCCUUAAGCAGAUUGAAGGCACGGGGAUCUCUAUGUCUGCUUGCCGUGAGAUUGCACUGUUGAGAGAGCUGAAACACCCCAACGUGAUCUCCCUGCAGAAAGUGUUCCUGUCACAUGCAGACCGCAAAGUCUGGCUGCUGUUCGACUAUGCCGAGCAUGACCUCUGGCACAUCAUUAAGUUCCACAGAGCCUCCAAGGCCAAUAAGAAGCCCUUGCAGCUGCCCAGAGGCAUGGUCAAGUCCCUGCUGUACCAGAUCCUGGACGGCAUCCACUACCUGCACACCAACUGGGUCCUGCACAGAGACCUGAAACCGGCCAACAUCCUGGUGAUGGGGGAGGGCCCAGAGCGAGGUCGUGUUAAGAUUGCGGAUAUGGGCUUUGCGCGGCUCUUUAACUCACCACUGAAGCCUUUAGCAGAUUUGGACCCUGUGGUGGUCACCUUCUGGUACCGGGCACCCGAGCUACUGCUGGGAGCCAGGCACUACACCAAAGCCAUCGAUAUCUGGGCGAUUGGCUGCAUCUUUGCCGAGCUGUUGACGUCAGAGCCCAUAUUCCACUGUCGACAGGAGGACAUCAAAACCAGUAACCCCUACCACCACGACCAACUGGACCGCAUCUUCAACGUCAUGGGCUUCCCUGCAGAUAAGGACUGGGAGGACAUUAAGAAGAUGCCGGAGCACUCCACACUCAUGAAAGACUUCAGAAGGAACACGUACACUAACUGCAGCCUUAUUAAGUACAUGGAGAAGCAUAAAGUCAAACCUGACAGCAAAGCAUUCCACUUGCUGCAGAAGCUGCUGACGAUGGACCCCAUCCGCAGGAUAACGUCUGAGCAGGCCAUGCAGGACCCCUACUUCCUGGAGGAGCCACUGCCCACCUCUGAUGUGUUCGCUGGCUGCCAGAUACCCUACCCUAAAAGGGAAUUCCUUACUGAGGAGGAGCCAGAGGACAAGGCAGACAAAUUGAAACUGCAGAAAAACCAGCAACAACAACAGGGGAACAACCACACCAACGGGGCGGGCCAUGCCGGUAACCAAGACAACAGCCACGCCCAGGGCCCACCUCUGAAGAAGGUGCGGGUGGUCCCCCCUACCACUACCUCAAGUGGCCUGAUUAUGACCUCAGACUACCAGCGCUCCAAUCCACAUGCUGCCUAUCAGAACCCAGGACCAAGCACAUCACUGCCCCAGAGCAGCAUGGGAUACUCCUCUACCUCCCAGCAGCCGCCGCAGUACUCCCAUCAGACCCACCGCUACUGAGAGCCCUGACCCCUCUCCACCCCCUCACUUCCUCCUCAAGCUCCUCCUCUUCCUCCUCCUGGCCACACCCAAAGCCCCCAGCCCUGGUCCAGCCCCUCACAGCGCCCAGCAGGGAGAAUGUACGGAGGGAGGAGGGACGAUUCUGAGCGCGUGCGGAAUCAAGCAGGAACAACCCCGACCCACUUCCAUAACCCCAACCUCGACCUGCACCCCUGCCCCCCCGCCAAACACCCAUCUCCCACCCACCCUUUGGCCCUACCCCUACCCCUACCCCUACCCCUACCCCUACCCCUGCCCAUGCACUGUGGGCACCUAACUCAAGCGUGUGCCCGUAGCUCAACUCAACUCUGCCAAUAAGAAACGUUAUGAACAUCACCGUUACACCACCAACAAUACAGUAAAAGAAAAAAAAAACAGAUAAAUCUUCAGCCGGACUUAAUCAUUGCCUAUACAAGAAAAACAAAUAAAAGUGAAAAUGACUAUACAAAAAAAAAAGACAAAACGCUGGAAGAAAACAGAGGCGACCAGUUUUCCUUGUUUGUGGUUUUACAUCAUCACUGCAAGUGUGUGACCAUUUUUUUAUUUCAUUUUUUUUUUGUCCUUCUCAAGAAGUGGAAACAAAUUGCCCCACAACGUGGUACUUAAUUGCUACGCGCAAAAUGGAGGAUGGCCUGACUGGAGAAACAGCUCCCCAUUGCCCAAGGUCUGCCUCCACCAAAGCCCCCCUCUUGGCCGUGCUGGACUUCCUCUUCCUUUGUGAGGGUCCUGUGGCUUCUUUGAGACUAAAGCUGCUAUUUGACUGCCAGCGGGGAUGGUGUGUCGUCCGUCCGUCCGUCUGCCGGUCUCCCUGUCUGCCCCCACUUACACACACACACACACACACACCCCACACACACACACACACACACACACACACACACACACACACACACACACACACACACACACACACACACACACACACACAGUCAAUCGCCGGGGGCCCAACUCUGUGCAGAAGCUGCUGCAAAAUGGAGCAUGCUGACAGGAUCUAGCGCCCUCUGCCGGACUAUACUGGUUAUGGGCUUUAUUAAAAGAAACUUGAUUUUAGUAGUUUAUAAUUUAAUACAUUUGGACUUUUUUUGUUUUUACGUUAGAAGUGGCAAGUGGCUUCCGUUGUGCUGCGAGUGCAGCAGUUGUUCGCGGUGGAUAAGCCUUAGAACUUUAAAAAAAAAAAAAAAAAAAAAAACAGUUUGCGUGGAUGGAUGGAACAUGCAUUGUACUGUAUUGUAUUGAACUAUUUUACAUGAAGCAAGUAUCCUGACAAUAAUAAAAGCGGAAACGUUAA